Molecule: messenger RNA, 1680 nt
Organism: Paramecium primaurelia
Lineage: Eukaryota; Ciliophora; Oligohymenophorea; Peniculida; Parameciidae
Source: the annotation of a GenBank genome assembly
GUUUUUUGUUUUUAACUCCUUUUUUUACACACCCCCAACUAGAAAUUACACUAAAUAAGAGGUUGAAGAAAUAAAUAAAUAAGAAAGGGGUAUUACAAUCAAUAGAUUGCCUUAGAAAAGAAAUAUGCUAAUAAUAAUACAUCAAUUAAUGAUAAUAAUUAGAGUAUGAAUUAAAAUUCAUCGAUGAAUGAAACAGUAUCAGAAGAAGAGAUAGAAGACAUAUAAUUUGAAUUUCCAUCAAAUGAAAAUGGGGAGAAAAUAUUAAGCGAAGAAGAAUUUUUGGAUAAAGUAGAAAGAGAGAUUAUAAUAGAAGAUUUUAUUGAAAGCGAUGCUGAAAGAAAAGCUGAACGUAAUAAUUUUGAGGAAUAUGAAUAUUAUUAUGAAUACAUUUACGAAGAAACAAAUAAUUUGAAUAAUUCAGAAGAAAACUUAAAAACUUUUGAGGAUUCUUAAGUUGAUUUUAUGGAAUAAUAAUAAUAAAUAUUGAAAACAGAUUAAAAAGAAUAAGAAUUAUUAAUAUCUCAAAAUGAAAGUUUAUUAAAUAUUUCAGACUUUCUUGUUAAAUAGAAUUCAGAAUAUAGUGCUGAAGUUUAAAAAGAUUUGUAUUAAAAUUAGAGUGAGUCUAAAGGAUAAACAAAUUAAACAAAUGCUCAAAGCGAGGAAGAAAGCGAGGAGAUAUUAAUAUUAUAAUAUGAAGAGGAAGAAUAUCAAAAUAUUGAGGAAUAGGAUGAACAAAAAGAUAAUAGUAUUUUAGAAGAGGAAGAAGUUAUAAUAUUUGAAGAGAAUUAAGGUUAUUCCCAAACAAUAUAAGAUGAUCUUAUUAACAACCAUGAUGAAUAAAUUUUUACCUAGCCUAUAUCAUCUCAAUUCAAAAUAAUGAAUGAAUCUAUCAAUUAAGAAUAAUAAUAACAGCAAUAAUAACAAUAAUAGCAAUAAUAAUAAUAAUAACAACAAUAAUAACAAUAAUAAUAGUAAUAAUAAUAAUAAUAAUAACAGUAAUAAUAAUAAUAACAAUAGCAAUAAUAAUACUAAUAAUAAUAAUAAUAAUAAUAAUAAUAAUAAUAAUAACAAUAACAAUAUCAAUAACAAUAGUAAUAAUAAUAAUAAUAACAGCAAUAAUAACAAUAAGAUUAACAAUAACAAUAAUAAUAAUAAUAGCAGCAAUAAUAACAAUAACAAUAACAUUAACAAUAAUAAUAAUAACAAUAACAAUAGUAAUAAUAAUAAUAAUAACAGCAAUAAUAAAAAUAAUAAUAAUAAUAAUAAUAAUAAUCAUAAACAAAUUAUUCAGAUCAAUAAAAAACUUCUUAAUAAAAAUAAAACUAAUUAUUCCAAUUAUAUUUUGAUUUGAUUUGCUUAAAAGAUCAUGAUACUAUUGAAUAGGAAGAUUUGAUUCCAUCAUCUAUAAGCAUAUCAGAAAAAUUUAUCAUGUCAUAAGAAUACAAUCCUAUAUUAUUGGUUCAUACUAUAAUAUUGACUCUUCUGCUUAUUUUCGUUUCUAUAAAUGAUAAUCAAAAUAUAAAAAUAAAAAAAGAACCAAUUCAACAAGCAAGCAUGUCACAAUUAUCUGAAUUGAAUGAAUAUAUGUCCAUGAUGAUUAAUAGAUUAGAAUAAUAAUAUAAUUUAAUAGCAUAAAGUUAAGAACAAUUGGCAUAUUAAUUAGAACUUUUAGAAUAAUGA